GUUUACCAUGUUGUGCACAGUUUGGUUACGAUCAGUGCUGGUAUAGAGCUGUGAUAGUCAGUGUUUAUCAGGAAACACAACAGAUACUUGUACUAUUUGUUGAUUAUGGGAACUCAGAGGUCACAACCUAUAACAAAUUACGUGCUAUACCACCAAGCUACCUUACUCUUCCUUGCCAGUCUUUAAGAUGUGUUGUAUCAAGAUUAAUGCCCCCAGCAAACACCGUCUCUUGGACCAAAAAUGCCCUAGUGGAAAUGAUGUCUGCAGUAGCGAAUAAAUUAAUCUUGGCUAAGGUUGUGAAAAUUGAUCCAGUGACAGUUGAGUUAUAUGAGGGCAGUGAAGAUGAGGGUUUUGUAUACCAGUCUGUGAUUGAUGGAGGAUAUAUACAAUUAGAUACUUCAUCAGGUGAUACACCAGAUACUAGUCCAACAAUAAAGGAAGUAUUUACAGCAACAAAUGCAACAGAGGAGAAAAAAGUUCCUGAUGUGGUUGUUAAAAAAUCUGCUAAUGUCAGCAAUAAAUCAGAGACAGUAUGUGAACCUGCAGAACAAGAUAACAGUGUAACAAAAGCUACAAGUGGUGUUGUUGACAAGGUAACAGAGGUUGCUAUGGCAACUGGGAAUGAUAAACAUGUGGUUAAUGAAGCAAGUGCUAGAAUUUCAGAAAUUACAAUAGAUAGUACAACAGACGAUGACCGAAGUGAAACUAGUUCUGUCUCCGCGCCAUCCGUUUCUACGACAACUGCAGAAAGAGUGAGUAAGUCAAGCAAGUCAUGGGCUGAAAUGGCAGAGGACGGAUCGUCUGUUGACAUCGAUGAAAUCCUAGAAUUUGAAGACUCUGAACAUGAUAAACAAAGCAGUGCUUCAGAGGUAGAUCAGGUAGUCAAGGAGUGUACAGUGAAGCAAGACGGUAAAAAAACACGAAAGGACAGGAAGAAAUUAAGUGUAGAAGAGAGAAAGAAACUUCGAGAAUCUAGAAAAGUGGAAGUUGUUCAGCACGGUGACGAGUGUUUUGACUGAAAAAAAUUAAA
This is a messenger RNA of Ruditapes philippinarum (Manila clam), 1030 nucleotides long. RefSeq names its product tudor domain-containing protein 1-like. The record is from RefSeq and is a predicted model, not a curated record. Lineage: Eukaryota; Metazoa; Mollusca; Bivalvia; Venerida; Veneridae.